Messenger RNA from Rotaria socialis, 972 nucleotides. The record is from the annotation of a GenBank genome assembly. Lineage: Eukaryota; Metazoa; Rotifera; Eurotatoria; Philodinida; Philodinidae.
AUGACAAAUUUAAUUCAAGAAGGUUCAAAAGUUAUACUUUAUUUGGGCUAUAAUAAUUUACAUGUUAUUAAAGUGAAAACCAAUGAAGUAUAUCAAACAAAAUUCGGUGCCUUAAAACAUAAUGAUCUAGUUGGUAAAGAAUUCGGAAGUAAAAUCAUGUGCACGAAAGGCUAUAUUCAUGCAUUAUCUGUCAUACCAGAGCUAUGGACAUUGGCAUUACCACAUCGUACUCAAAUUCUUUAUAUGGCUGAUAUUAGUUUAAUUCUACUUGAACUAGAUAUUAAACCAGGUUCAAUCGUUAUUGAAGCAGGAACUGGUAGUGGAUCGUUGUCUCAUUCAAUAAUACGUUCUUUACGUCCAAAUGGUCAUUUAUAUACAUUUGAAUUUCAUGAACUUCGCUCGACUUUGGCUCGAAAUGAAUUUGAGGAACAUGGUCUAUCACAAUUUGUUACAGCUCAACAUCGUGAUGUACUAGAAAAAGGCUUUGAACAUGAAAAUAUAGCUGAUGCAGUUUUUCUUGAUCUUCCAGCACCAUGGAAUGCCAUAGAGCAUGUCAUGAAAGUUCUAAAAAAAUCAGGUGGACGUUUAUGUACAUUUUCACCAUGUAUUGAACAAGUUCAACGUACUUGUCAAAGAUUGAGUACGAAUGGUUUUGAAGAAAUCAAUACAGUUGAGUGUCUACGUCGUGUACAUGAAUUUCGUUAUCAACAUCGAAGUAGAAUUAAUUUUACUGCUGAUCAAAAUCAAGAAGCAAAAAUUGAUACACACUCAAACAAGAGAGAACCAAACGAUGAUGAUGUUGAUGAAAAUGAUGAUGAAGAGAAAACACCAAAUAAAAAACUUAAAAAUGAUUCAGAAACAACAGCUAAAAGACAACCAAGAGAAACUGAAUCAAUGUUGACAGCUAUUGGUCCUUUAGUAAUGCCUGGUCAUACAGGCUAUUUGACUUUUGCUUAUCUAAAACAGAAUUAA